Doryrhamphus excisus (bluestripe pipefish) is the source of this 1079-nucleotide messenger RNA. It is a transcript of the gene coa7, whose product is annotated as cytochrome c oxidase assembly factor 7. The record is from RefSeq and is a predicted model, not a curated record. Gene Ontology annotation, molecular function: protein binding. NCBI's taxonomy places the organism in Eukaryota, Metazoa, Chordata, Actinopteri, Syngnathiformes, Syngnathidae. Gene Ontology annotation, cellular component: mitochondrial intermembrane space.
AGGGACUGUUACAAACCAGGAAGCUUUUGCUUCGUCUCAAGCGUAUUGCCUAUUACUUAAUUACUGGAAAAUAACAAACAUUUUUGUGUGUAAUUUUUAUUGUGUGUAUUUAGCAUUCGAUCACAACUAUACAGUUUCGGUGCUGGCAUAUUUAAAGCUUUUCUCUUGAAACAUAGGUCGCUUAUGGCACAGCAAGGUCACAACGAGCUGCUGAAGUGAGAUUAUUUUACACACACGUCGAGCCAAAUGGCAGGACUCAUUAAUUUUGAAGAUGAGAACGAAGUGAAGCAGUUUUUGGAUAAUUUGGGGGUGGAGUACAGCUUCCAGUGCUACAAGGAGAAUGACCCAGAAGGUUGCCAGAGGUUAGCAGACUACUUGGAAGGAGUGAAGAGAAACUUUGAGUCUUCUGCACAAGUUCUGAAACAAAACUGUGAGAAAAACGGCCAUGCAGAGAGCUGCUACAAACUGGGCGCUUACCAUGUCACAGGCAAGGGUGGAGUGACAGAGUGUCUAAAAACAGCCUACUCCUGCUUCCUGCGCUCCUGCAACGCCCAAGGAAAGAAGUCAACCGAUGCCUGUCACAAUGUGGGCCUGUUAGCUCACGACGGACGCGCCAUGGAGGGAGGACCUGACCUCAGUGCGGCUCGACAGUACUAUGAGAAGGCGUGUUCCGGUGGCUUUGCUCCAUCCUGCUUCAACCUGAGCGCCAUGUACAUUGAGGGCAAUUCCAAAGGGGUGGCGCCAGACAUGAAGCUGGCGCUGAAGUACGCCGAUCGGGCUUGUGAGCUGGGACACGUGUGGGGCUGUGCCAACGCCAGCCGCAUGUACAAACUCGGGGAUGGGACGGCGAAGGACGAGAAGAAAGCCGAGUUGUUGAAAAAUCGAGCAAGGGAGCUGCAUGGUUUGCAGAAGGAGAGGCAGCUCAAAUUUGGGGAGUGACAAUGUGAAAUUUGUUUACACACUGUUUGAACUCCUCACAAAUGUCAAGAAAUACUAAAUAUGUUGAAACUCAGCCGCAACUGUCUCUAAUUUGUCUUCCCAAACUAACACCCUGAGCUCUCUUAAAAUGAAGUUACAAA